CCGCUCGAUCUCUACAAAAACUAUCAAGAGCCGACAGGGCACAGAACGGGCGACCUAGAGGAACUAUUGACCACGAAAAAUGACCACUUUGCUAGCCCCACCCGCAGUUUCAUUCCCGACCAAGGGCCCAAUGGGCUGGUCGGAGACAAGUACGGCAGAUACCUCGUCCAAAUCCUCCAUAUCUGCUCCCACGGCCACCCCCACUCAUGCCCCUAUGGCUUCUACAGCAGAGGACACAAUGACUGCUGAGAGCCAGGGCAUACCGAUGCAGACCGCUUCUACACAGACCGAUAACGAAGUUUUAUCAAGGGCUACUAGCCAUGCUGCGAAUCGGGCCAACGACAGGAAUUAUCUGCAAGGUCAGGCGGAAAAACCUGGCCAAGAGAGCGAUUUAGACUCCUCUCCUCUAAAACCUAAACAAGGCGCUGCUUCCCACUACUUACGCAGAGCAGAAGCUCAUGAAUUGCCAAGUUUCGGCAAUGUUGGCCUAGCAAACCCUGAGGCCGCCGGUGCUGCCGCAGCUUCUCUUGCACAUGCUUCUGCUAAGCCUGUGGAAAUAUGGAAACCUGACCCCAUCUCCGCAGCUGGAGCAGCAGCAUGUCUAGCUCAUGCUAGCCCUAAAAGAGUAGAACCAUGGAAACCGACCCAAGGAACUGGGGCAGGAAAAGCAGCUCGUCAUGCCUUGGAAGACAAUAACGACCGUAUAACCCCCCUUACAGAACCGCAACCUCCAGAGCGUUGGUCACUGACUGGCACUCAAGGGUCCAUGAAAGUUUGUCGUGCCGGGCCCUCUUCAACUCUCCAGCACGAUUCGGGGACAGAGAUCUCAGGGAAUGCUUUGACAACUGCACCUCCUGCUCACAUGCCAAUGGUUCGACGUGCGUCUAACGCCGUAGAACCGGCUUUCGAACAACCCGUCGAAAACGAUCUCAACAAUGCUGGCGGAGUUUCACAACAGGAAAGGCGCAAAUCGGAUAUCCUGCGGGCAGCCACAAUAUCCAUGGUUAAGCGUAAUUGCGACACCCACUCACCUGACUCACCAAGACAUCGUGUGCCGUCUCCGGGACGGCAGCGUCCCGCUGCCCCGCCGUCCUCACGCCAUCAAAUCUACGGUCCGGAUCUCGACGAGGCUGCAUGCAAGGUCGCUGCGGCGCGUCUGGCCUUGAUCGGAUAUGACCCCAAACGCUCUGCUUCCCUCUUAGAAGCCAAAGGAGCUCAAGCAUCGCUCAGUCGGUCUCGGUCGGUUAUAGCCGAGGAUGCAAGUGACCAUAGCGUUGCCCAGAGAACCGACGGAAAUCCAUCCCGUUCGCACGAUAAUCUAGCCAGGCUAGAGAAUAAAAAACGUGGUGAGAACGCUGUGCUGCUUAUGGCGGCGGCCCAGCGAAACGUUCAGGCUCAGAUGUCAGGACUCGACCGCCAGAUUGCCGACUCCAAGGGUUUAGUCCGCAGGGAGGAUUGGGAAGCUAGAGCGAGAGAAUUGGCCCAGGCGAGUCACGAUAAGCGUCAGCAUCAGAAUCAAGACGCAAUUGCGGCGAGAAAUGUGAGACCUGUCUUAGAUGAGAUGACAAGGAAAGCUGAAGCGGAGAGAGCGCGGGUCUCUGCGGAAAAGACUAGAGCGGCGGAAGAGCGAAUGGAAUUAGAAGAAAAGAAACGUCUCCAAGAAGUCUGGAGGGAGCGGGAGAAGGAGACGCAAGAGGAAUUAAGGAGAGCUCAAGCAAUGGGAAAAGAAGAGGGAAAAUGUCGCAAGGGGCAGGAAAAACGCCACCAAAAAGAGCGUCGGCACUCCUUCAGAACCGAGAGCAAGCGAGCAAAGGGCAGCAACAGCAAUAACAACAUCCAACCGCUACAACUGCUAGCGCCAAUAGUAUCUAAUAGCAACAGCAAUUCCGACGAUCACGCCCCUAUAACCCCCCCAACGUCACCAAAGGAAGAAAAAGGCCUCCGAGGUCUAAUCAACAAAUUCCGCGUGAGAAGACUCUCCCGAAAUGCUCGCAGAACUAGCUCGAAAGAACCCUCCUCUGUAGGCGCAACCGCAAUCACAAAGAACUAUCCUUCAACCAAUUGCAAUACAGCCCCAUCCCGCGACCCCAACAUCCCACCACCAUCCGCCCUCCAAACCAACGGUAGUCAAACUCCGACGACGACCCCCACCCUCACCGAGGUUGCCCUCUUGGGUGCUCCUCCGCCAGCGCCAACCGCCAGACUCCCAAGAAAUCCCCCACACACAAGCUCUCCAGUAUCAAGUCUUCACUCCUUCCAAUGCCGUGGCGAAACCGUACUAGAAGUACACAUUUCUGACGACGACGGUAGUGGCGAUGCCGCCCACAACGGCUACAGCAAUAGUAGCAACAAUCCCCAAAGGAGAAAAGGGGAAGACACAAGAAAUCACUCGAAUGGCGCUGAGGAACACAAUACAUUUCCUGGCACGCCGCCGGCGCUGGCGGCACUGAACCUCUCGGGGGAGCAAUUACCUUUGGAAAGGGAAGCCUCGGCCGGGGAACCGGGGAAUAGAAGUUCUAUUGGGAGUAAAUUUUUUGAGAACUUGUAGAUGGAGGGGGAUGUACCAAUAGUUUUGUCCUAUUUCGGGUCGGGGGUUUGUCGCCUUGCUUUCAACCUUCCAUUUUCAUUUAUUUUCCUAUCAUUUGCUUUUAAGUGGGUUGGGUUCGGUACGAUACGGCGCUUCAUUCAUCCAUUCUCUCUCCAUGUUCUUCCCAUUACGAAAUUGACUGACGGGCGGAUGCAUCCGUACGACAACGCCGACUCAUGAUCCAGGGUUUAUGCUUUGCCCCUUCACCUUCCCUUCAUGUCAUCUUUCUGCAAUGUUAAGGUCGGGUAGGGUGCGGUGGUUGGUAAUAUAAUUAGUAUCAUAGGAAUGAAGGAC
Molecule: messenger RNA, 2881 nt
Organism: Tuber melanosporum (Perigord truffle)
Lineage: Eukaryota; Fungi; Ascomycota; Pezizomycetes; Pezizales; Tuberaceae
Exons: 4
Coding region: 80-2548 (822 amino acids)
Biological process (GO): eisosome assembly
Source: RefSeq, a predicted model, not a curated record